AUGAAAGACCGUUUAAGUGAGCUGCGUGAAUUUGCCAGGUUACACAACCAGCAGUUCUCUGAUAGUGAUGAUGAUGAAAAUUCACCCCAGGAUAUUCUCCUUUAUGAGACGGAUUAUGCCUUGGAAAUCCUUCAUAAGGACAUACAGACCAUCCGGUCAGAAAAUGACCACCUAAAAGCAGAUGUCAACCGUCUCAGAAAGCAAAACACCCGCUUCCUCACCUCCAUGCGCCGCCUUAGUAGCAUCAAACGAGACACAAAUUGUAUUGCCAGAGACAUUAAGAGCCGUGGAGAAAGCAUCCACAGGAAACUGCAGGUAAUGAGAGAUUUCUGUGAAGAUGCAAUAACAAAAUACGGAGCUAUGUCUGUCAUUGCCAGGGUGGCGAAGAACCACUACGUUGACCUCAUGCACACAUUUCAGGACGCUAUGUUUGAUUACAAUGCAGCAGAGAUGAACCAGCGGGAGAACUGCAAGAUUCGAAUUCAGCGGCAGCUGGAGAUCAUGGGCAAAGAUGUUUCUGGUCACCAGAUUGAGGAGAUGAUUGAGCAAGGCAAAUGGGAUGUCUUCUCCGAGAAUCUCUUGUCAGAUGUCAAGGGGGCUCGCGCAGCCUUGAAUGAGAUAGAGACGCGGCACAAGGAGCUGGUGAAGCUGGAAGGUCGCAUUAAGGAAGUUCACGAGCUCUUUCUGCAGGUGGCCCUGCUAGUGGAGGAACAGGCGGACACCUUUGACGUUAUUGAGAUAAAUAUGCAAAAUGUUGAGGACUAUGUAGGAGAUGCUAAAGACCAAGUGAAAAGGGCUUUGGAAUACAGGAGAAAACAUCCCCUCAGAACAAUCCUCUGCUGUUGCAUAUCAUGUUGCAGAAGGUGA
This is a messenger RNA of Camarhynchus parvulus, 867 nucleotides long. RefSeq names its product syntaxin 11 (gene STX11). Bases 1 to 867 code for a protein of 288 amino acids. The transcript has a single exon. Gene Ontology annotation, biological process: intracellular protein transport; synaptic vesicle fusion to presynaptic active zone membrane; exocytosis. The record is from RefSeq and is a predicted model, not a curated record. NCBI's taxonomy places the organism in Eukaryota, Metazoa, Chordata, Aves, Passeriformes, Thraupidae. Gene Ontology annotation, molecular function: SNARE binding; SNAP receptor activity. Gene Ontology annotation, cellular component: synaptic vesicle; plasma membrane; SNARE complex.